AUGCCAUCGGAUGCUAAAAAGAGACGCGAUGCAGCGAAGAAACAAGCAGCCAAGAAUCGUAACAAAGUGCGCGAUCAAAAAUUGGAUAAGGAAAAUAACGAAGGUGUUGGUUCGCCGACACGAGAGCAAAGUCCGGAUGCACCGAUCGAAGGCGCAGUCAUCUCAACGAACGAUGUUGUCGAUGUAGCCGCUGCAAUGCUGGAAAAGAUGGAGCUGGAGAAUACGAAGGCACGAUCAGCAGCUGGGGCACUUACUUCGCAUCCACUAUCAAUGGACAUAAAAGUGGAGGGGCUAACGGUGACAUUUCACGGACGUGAGAUUGUCACGGAUACGAAACUUGAGCUUAACAUGGGACGUCGGUAUGGCCUCAUCGGUUUGAAUGGAAGCGGUAAAUCUACUCUAAUGCAAGCAAUUUUCCGGCGCGAACUCCCAAUUCCGGAUCAUGUGGAUAUGUUUCUCGUGUCUCGUGAAAUGGCUGCUUGUAAUGAAAGUGCUCUAAAAGUUGUCUGCGACGUUGAUGAAGAAAGACGGUCACUGGAAAAGCAAGCGGAAGAGUUAGCCGCUUUAUCGGAUGAUGAAAGUCAAGAAAAAUUGAUGGAUAUAUACGAUCGUCUGGAUGAGAUGGAUGCCGAUAAAGCUGAAGUUAAAGCAGCCGAAAUAUUGCAUGGACUUGGAUUUACGAGACAAAUGAUGUUGAAGAAAUGCAAAGAUUUCUCGGGCGGUUGGAGAAUGCGAAUCGCCUUGGCACGUGCUCUCUAUCUGAAGCCAUCUUUGCUGCUGCUCGAU
Messenger RNA from Gongylonema pulchrum, 786 nucleotides. Lineage: Eukaryota; Metazoa; Nematoda; Chromadorea; Rhabditida; Gongylonematidae. The record is from the annotation of a GenBank genome assembly.